Molecule: messenger RNA, 260 nt
Organism: Paramecium octaurelia
Lineage: Eukaryota; Ciliophora; Oligohymenophorea; Peniculida; Parameciidae
Source: the annotation of a GenBank genome assembly
AUGUUUCUGAGAAUAGCAUCCCAUUUCAUAAGACAACCUACAAUGAUUAAGCAAAUGACAAGACAAUUGACAUUUCUACCAAUGGCAACAAUACUCAAUAAUCAUAAAUUGUUGAUCCAUAAUUUAUCAUAGUUGCGAACUGAAUUCUUGCAAAUCGAAGAGCAGAAUGAUGAUGAUGAUUUAUUGUAAAUACUAUCUAUCAAUAAAGUAGAUAGAAAGAAGUCCCCGUACGUAGGACGAUCUCAAACUAUCUGAAUUGA